AUGUAUCGACACCGAAAAAAACAACUACCUCCACCACCUCCGCCUGCCCAUGGAGAUGGACGAACCCGUCAAGGCUUACAGAAUCCCCUAAGCGAGGGUACUUAUUCCCAUCCUCGAGCUGCACCGUUACCACCAUUACCACCACCACCAGUACAAGCACAAGCACAAGUAUCCGAUCCAGUCAUCACACCAAGUUCAAGUUUUCCACUUGGUGGCGGUGCUCUCCCAGGACUUCCACUUGGCACCGACUAUAGAGGUACCUCUACCUCUACCCAACCACAACCGCAAUCAGAACCGCGACGACGUCCGUUGCGUCCAGCACCAUGGAGAACGCCUACUUCCCCUCAACGACCUCCGCCUGGGCGGUGGUUGGAUCGGGCACUUGUAGUAUCUUCCACCCCUCAAUGGCCUGCGCAGAGAAGGUUCAGGGCUGGGUCUCUUCCUCCUAUCCACUACGAGCAACGAACAUCGCGGGGAUCACGGCCAGAGACAGCUCAUACUAGAGAUGGAGGAGGAGUGCAGAUUUCGUCGAGGGAGGGUGCGAGAGUGGUGGUGUCGCCUGUGCUGAUAAUUCCUUCAGGGCCAGGGUCAGGGGGGAUGUCGCCUGCUGUGGAUGGGCGACGAGGGCCUUCUGCUUUUGGGAUUCCCAACAUGAAGCGAAAGAUACUAAGCAAAUUGCCAACAAGAAAGUUGGUUGCGGACAAUGACCACGGUACAGCGGAAGAGAAGGGGGGUGGGGUGUCUACAGAUACCUCUAGGAGGGGGGAUGACGAUGUCGAGGGACAAGUUUUAGGGCUGAGGGUAGGAAAGGGAAGAAAGAAUUCAGGAGGAGUGGGAAGGAGACAAAGCGCGGAUUCAAUAUACUCUCAAGACAUGGAAAUCUCGGAGGGAAGGGAGUCGAUCUUCGCGGAGACGUAUCAUCUGUUCAUGUUUGGGGAGCAUGGGGAUGGAGAAGAGAGGAGUCAAGGGUGUGUGGAUAAUUCCAAGAAAAAAGGAGAAGACCGGAGAUGGAAAUGGGAACCACCAUGGCUUUUCUCACCUGAUACUCCCGGUGCGCCACUCGGAAGCCACUACCGACGCCAGAAUCCGAUUGUACCUUCAGUUGAACCUAGAGACAAAUUGGAAGAAUGGCAUGGAAGUGAACGAGAGCCGACCAGUCCGACGCCUAUUCGCGCCGGGACUACCAAUCGCAUCAUAAGAAAGCCAGCAAGGCUGAACCUGAGACCAUCAAGCACCCAGCAGGUAUUGAGGACUCCUUCUCCGCUGUCGGCGACGUUGAAGAGGCCUGGACCGCAUGUGCCGCAUGGGGGCCGUUUGGGGUUGACUUCCGCACCUACUUCCACGAAGGAUGUUCCUGCUGGUGGUGCUGGUCAUGCGGCUCCGAUGUUUGCUCGGGUGUUGACUGCUAGUCCGGAGGUGAUGAGUUCGGUUGCGGCAGAGGAAGAUGAGAGGAGGGGGAUGGUGAGUCGAUGGUCGACGGACUCGUCGGACAUGUCGGACUCGUCAGACUCGUCGGAUGAGGAGGUGGUGGAUAGGGAGGUGUGGGCUGUUUCUGGGGGUCCUACUCGGGAAGCAUGUGAGAAAUUUGGACAAAAGUCGGUAGAAGAACCGGCAAAAGGGCUGCUACAAGGGAUCUUGGGUAAAGACUAUGAAAGACAGAGACCAUCGGAAGAGCCGAUACGAGAAACAUUAUGGGCAAAAGACCGGCCAGCAGGACAAGAGCCUAACGCGAUCACUGCCACCGAAUCUUGCCGUGUUCUUCAAGAAAACGAAGGUAGGGAGCAACAACAGGACGAAGAACCGAUUCCACGGUUCCACAACCUCACUACCCAGCUUGCGAAUGUUCAAGCGGCCCUUGACCACAUUGUGUCCCAAGUCACAAGUGUCGAGACAGCAUUCGGGCGAGUGCGCGAGGCGAUGAUUGCCUUACGUAAGCAGGCAACGGAGACGCUUAUUGAUACUCAGCAGUUUUCUGAAGAGGUUAAGGGAGUGCAGAGACAACUGACAGAGGUAAAGAGACAGUUAAAAGGUAAAAUAAAGGAGGUUGUUGGCAAUGGUGAGAAUAGGCCAAAGCAAGCAAGGAAGGAAGAGGAAAAUAGUAGACAUAAGGAAGGGCAUGAUGACCAAAAAGGACAUGAAAAGGAACAGUAUAAGGAGAGGGAAACGAAGGAGGAACAACAACGUCCGGAGGAGCCACGAGAAGGACCGCCGAAGUCACGGAGGGGACCACCGAGCGGGCCGGCGCCGGGAGGGGCGGAGUGGGUUUGA
Molecule: messenger RNA, 2268 nt
Organism: Neurospora tetrasperma FGSC 2508
Lineage: Eukaryota; Fungi; Ascomycota; Sordariomycetes; Sordariales; Sordariaceae
Exons: 2
Coding region: 1-2268 (755 amino acids)
Source: RefSeq, a predicted model, not a curated record